AUGGGCGACUACUCCAGCGCAAGGACAUCGGGGGGCCCAGAAACACCAUCGGGUAAAACAUCCGGAAUCCUGGAGAAAGAAAUUGAAGACUUGAACAAUGAGUUCUUUCUUGGGAUUCCAAAUCCCAAGUUGCAAUCUCCGAGUACUCGACCGGUGAUUCAAAGAUCAAAGGAAGAGCAAUGCCGUGUGUUGAUAAAGGAGCUCUUCUGGAAGAAUCGUGAAGGCCUCAACCGCGCCUUAGCCGGUUUCCGCGAGCAAGUCCGUCCAGAAAUCAGAGACAGGAAUCAACGGGCUCAUAAGCCAAAUCAAGACCAUGGAACUGUUCCGUCUAGGGAAAUUUUCCUGAGAGCAAAUGGCUGUCGUUCUAACCUAGCAGACGGGGAACGUCUAAAAAGGCUGGCCACACUAUGGGGCUUCCUCUCUUCAGAAAUUUGGAUUGUUAGGGAAAGAGAGGAUCCUUUGGAGGCUCCUAGCUCCACAACUCUGCCUAUCGAAGUUGAAUAUUCGUCCUUGGGAAACCUAGGCGAAUAUGACGACCCUACAUGGAAUGAGUUCAAUUUGAACGCAUCUACGAUGGAACGAGCUGACGUUGUGAAGUUGGCUGAUCAGAAGUGCGGUAGCCCUAAAAAGCGGCAAUCCAAAAUCACUGAGCAUAUGAUGAUCACUAAACCAAGCCAACUGAAUCAUCAACCUCCCAAAAACCCAGGAACGCCUUCCACGGUUAGAAACGACGUAUCAUUUGCAUUGGAUGGUGCAGCUGCUAGUCCUGAAAUUAGCUUCGCGACCACAGUAAAUUCUGUCUUCGACCGUCCAGAGCCAUCACGCAAUCCAGGAACGUCUUUCGAAACGAUCAUCACCGAACCAUCGGAUGACACCUCUACGCAAGCCGAUUCCAUUGAAGGGGCAAUGCUAAGCGAAGAGGCUAGCAUAUUAUUAAAGUCACUGGAGGGGAACACUUCCAUGUCCAUUGAAAACGCGCUGGCACGGCGCUCUUUAGAGGAGGAAAUACUGGAAGAUCUUCUUGGAAAUGGACCCUUUGCAAAGACAAGAGAAGAAUUUUCCGAAAAAGUUCCUCUAAGGGCCAGAUAUGAGUUGGAGCGAAUCAGACAAGACUGGGAAGUCGAGCCAAAACAGAUUCUCGUCGGAGACAAACCGUAUGAGAAAUAUUCUGAUUUCUGGCAAUGGCUUGAUGAAGUUGGUCGGCGUAUGAACAAAACCCUUCCUGAAAAGCCAUUAAUGAAAGCCUGGAAUUCUGCUAUUGGUCGCUACCAAGGCGAUCGGCAUUCUGAAGCUGUCGUUUUGAGCGGAACCCUUGAUUGGUGCAAUAAAGACGAAGCUGGCAUGUUCAAAUUGAGGCUUAACCCCCUUAAAAUCGAUAGAACUUGUCGCUUCCACCGUCGCUUUGGGUCGGAUAGAUUCUUGAGCAUAAUUAUACCUUCGCCUUCGCAGCCUCCGAAACACAUUGCGAUUAGGAAUCAGACAAUCGUACGCGAAAUUCUGACGAAAUGGCUCGUCAAUAACGAUCACUAUUUCUUGCGGAGGAGAUGGAAAGCCUUUUACGUCGAUGACUACAAAACUAGAAGCAAGUCCAAAAGCGGCCAGUCCAGGAUCCGUGUGGAAUUCUUUGCUGUUGAUGGCUCGGAUUUUACUCUGAAAUUUCAUCCUCCAACUCUCUCACCGGUUGGCGAGACUUGUGAAUCACAUACGCGGAUGACGUUAGACCAGUUAGUUCAAUGGCAUAUCCCACUCGACGAUAACAGAGAUCAGACAGAUUGCAAGCUAUUCAACCGUAUCGGUCUUGCGCUUUCAAAGACAUGGGCAACUGUGGUUUUACAGCCGGAUCAAAUCAGGAAGCUUCUCGGCCCCAAAGGUAAACCUGUUAUGAACGAUGGUUGUGCUCUGAUGUCCCGCUCGCUAGGUCAGGCCAUAUGUGUGGAGUUGGGGAUUGAUGGGGCCACCCCGAGUUGCUUCCAGGGUCGUAUUGCUGGUGCCAAAGGCCUGUGGAUGGUUGACAGGGACCAGGCUGGUGAUGACUCGUUUUGGAUUGAAAUAUCAGACUCACAGCUGAAAAUAAAGCCGCAUCCACACGACCUUUCGGGUUAUGUCGAUAAAGAAAAGGUGACAUUUGAAGUUGCAAGCUGGUCCAAGCCUUUGCGACCAUCAGAACUCAACACGCAACUUCUUGAAAUCUUGGACAAUCGUGGGCAAGUGAGAAGUCGCGUUGCAGAGAUUGCGCGGACCGCGAUCAGAGAGGUUUAUAUGGAAUUCGAGACUGUCAUGGAGAAGAACAGUAUCCCUUUGGCGAGGGCCUUGAUGCAGAAAAUUCGGCCUACCCCUGAAGAUGAAUCAUCCCGCACAAGUUUGCGGCGAGUUGAUCAAUGGAUAGCACAAAAUAUAGAGUCUGUCAUUCGUUUUCUAGAGGCAGGUUUUACUCCGAGAGAAUUUCGUCCUCUACGAGACCGCAUGAGAAUAUGUUUAAGUGACACCCUGAACAAAUAUGUCGACGACCUUCAUAUUCCCAUACCGCUAUCGACCUAUGCAUACUGCAUUGCCGAUCCGUAUGGAAUACUAGAAGAAGACGAGGUUCAUUUUGCUUUCUCCAGCCAAUGGAGGGACUGUUCAUCCUUUGAAGAUGUCAUGGUAGAUGGCAUGGAUGUUCUCGUCGGGCGGACACCAGCUCACUGUCCCUGGGACAUACAAAGACGGAAGGCAGUUUGGAGGCCGGGGCUCCGGCAUUUCAAAGAUGUUAUUGUUUUUUCAACCAAGGGCAGCACUGCCCUUGCGAGCUUGCUCUCAGGUGGUGACUACGACGGUGAUCGACCCUGGAUCUGUUGGGAUCAAGGAAUCGUUGAAACCUUCACGAAUACUAACCCUCCUAAUUUUGAGCAUGGUCCCGAACAUUUUGGACUCGUGAAACAUGCCCGACCAAUGAAUGCAAUUAAUUCCGUUGAUGAGCUGCUUGAGAGCGCCUUCAAAUUCAAUUUAGCUCCAUCAAAUCUCGGACUUUGCACUACUGAACAUGAGAAACUUGCAUAUGAAGAGAUGAAGGGUCUUAGCUCACCAUUGUCAAUCGAGCUAGCAACGCUUCUUAGUCACCUAGUUGAUAGUAAGAAGUCAGGCCUGCAGCUCACGAGUGAGCAAUGGCGGCGAUACUGCAAGAGCCUUAGUCCACAGGAGAGAAGAAAGCCGGCUUAUAAAGACCCGACGGCGGAGAAAUGGAACGUUCGCAAUAUAAAUGAUUAUCUCAGGUUUGAAGUUGGACUCCGGGAAAGAGAAGAGGCCCUGGCAAGGUUCAAUCAGAUGUACGGUGCAGAAGAAGACAAUUGGGAUGAAGAUCUUAUUCGUCCCUGGAAGGCAGCAUUCAUGAGAGCUGAACGGGAAAAGGAAGAAGUGGAGCACAGAAGACCUGAAGUAGCGCUCAGUUCUACGUUAUACGAAGUCCUGAAGAACGUAAGGGAACAUAUUAACCAAGCCUAUCACAAGUGGACAAGAGGGUGUAGCCCUCAUGGAACCCCGAUAGCGCUCAAGGUCCAGCUUGCUGCCGACUUGCUCAACAGAAUCCAGCCACCUGAUUUUAAUCAUCCACUUGCACACACUUGGCAGAAUAGCGAGUUUGAAUGGCAAAUACUGCUAGCAUCGGGAGCGUAUUUCCUACGCUGGCGUUCCGCUUUCCCCUUAUAUGCAGCCGGCGAGACUUUAUGCAGGAUUAAGACUGGAAAGGAACCGGCACGGCUCAUCCGAGACCAGGUCUAUAUCAGCAUGAAAGUCAACAGUGGUAGGGCACGCCGUCUAGCUGGUGCGGAGGCUGAAGACAUCGCAGAUGAUGAGGUGGAAAGCGAUGGGGAGUCCGAAGAUUUCGAUCGAAAGUCAGAUAUUGACGCACUCCUUGAGAUUGGCGACUAA
Messenger RNA from Talaromyces atroroseus, 3903 nucleotides. RefSeq lists its product as hypothetical. The transcript is spliced from 2 exons. The record is from RefSeq and is a predicted model, not a curated record. NCBI's taxonomy places the organism in Eukaryota, Fungi, Ascomycota, Eurotiomycetes, Eurotiales, Trichocomaceae. Bases 1 to 3903 code for a protein of 1300 amino acids. Gene Ontology annotation, biological process: siRNA processing. Gene Ontology annotation, molecular function: RNA-directed RNA polymerase activity. Gene Ontology annotation, cellular component: nuclear RNA-directed RNA polymerase complex.